Molecule: messenger RNA, 852 nt
Organism: Oppia nitens
Lineage: Eukaryota; Metazoa; Arthropoda; Arachnida; Sarcoptiformes; Oppiidae
Exons: 3
Coding region: 25-852 (275 amino acids)
Source: RefSeq, a predicted model, not a curated record
GUAAAGAUAAUAGCAUUGAUAUGUAUGACACAUAAAACUAACGGUGUAUUUGGUGCCGAUAUUUGUGAGGAAACGUAUGUCGAUUCGGUUUUCAUGAUCAGAGACGGCAUAAAUGUUCGCCGAAGUGACCAUUUGUGGCACUAUUCGUAUGACUUUAAGUUGAUUAGUGUUGACAACCAAAUACAGAAACUCAGACAUUUGUUGAACAACAAUAAAACCAUCGGACAUGUCUUAAGUGGUUUGUACGUCCCGGAGAUCAAUUGCAACGACAACGACAAUAUGGUUAAAGCGAUUGAGUCAGCAGUCGAUGACAAUGAGAUUAUCAAUUGUACGACAUGUCGAAGAUGGCACACAAACCUAUUGCUUGUCAUUUACAGAGACGACAAAAUAGCUGACGAUUGUUUUGCCUUUAAACAAGUGGUUCCGGUCACCAAUCAAAUUAGGGAUAUUCAGGACACAAACUUUCACAAUGGUUGGCAAACUAACGGCACAAUUACUCAACGAAUAAUACCUAUCGAUUGGGGCAAACUUCAGGACACUAUCGCUAUGUAUUACGAACCAAACAAUUAUCAGAUAUUUAUGAUCUUAAAUAAGUCUCCGAAAGACAAUCGCCAAUCGUCGGCACUGUUCUGGACGUCACUGAAUACCGUUAAUUGGAUAAAGUAUCUGAAACAGAGUGCUUUGGCCGAUGAUCUCACAUACAAUGGUUUUAUAAGGUAUCAAAAUCAGGUGUACGCUGUGGCCGAACCCUAUGGCUAUCACAAGACUAGACGAGGUCCGAGUCAACUGUAUCUGUUUGACCCGAUUAGCAAAACGCUAACAAAACAUGUUAGCAAAUCUAACGGAUACUGA